AGCGGAGGGGCGCGCGGCCAACGGCGGCCGCUCCCCAUAAAAAGAGGGACGCGGCCCGGCCUCCGCACCCUGCGGCGGCGCGUGAGCUCCGGAGCGGUAUCUGUGACGGCGCAUUUCUCCCCCGGCUGUGUAAGAUUCAAGACCUGAAAAAAAUGGCAUUAGCAGCAAUUGAUCCACAACAGAACAUUGUGUCGAGGGUAGCAAACCUUCCUUUGGUGAGCUCCACCUAUGAUAUGGUGUCUACAGCCUACAUCACCACGAAGGAUAACCAUCCCUAUUUGAAGUCAGUAUGUGAGAUAGCUGAGAAAGGAGUGAAGACAAUUACUUCAGUAGCCAUGACUAGUGCUAUGCCUAUCAUCCAGAAACUGGAACCACAAAUUGUGGUUGCCAACAACUAUGCAUGUAUAGGUCUUGAUAAAAUUGAAGAGAGACUUCCUAUUCUGAAUCAACCCACUGACAAGGUUGUUGCCAAUGCUAAGGGUGUAGUUGUUGGAGCCAGAGAAGCUGUAACAACCACUGUGACUGGUGCCAAGGAAACUGUUGCUCACAAAAUAACUGGAGUUGUGGGCAAGACUAAAGAAGCAGUGCAAGACAGUGUAGAAAUGACUAAAUCUGUUGUCAAUGGAGGCAUUAACACUGUUUUGGGAAGUCGUGUGGUGCAAAUGAUGAGCAGUGGAAUGGACAGUGCUCUCACUAAAUCAGAGACCCUUGUAGACCAGUAUCUCCCACUUACAGAAGCAGAACUAGAAAGAGAAGCUGCAAAAGUUGAAGGUUUUGAAGUUGGAGUUCAAAAGCCAAGUUACUAUGUUCGACUAGGAUCUCUGUCUUCAAAGUUCCGUGCACGUGCCUACCAACAAGCCUUAAACAAAGUGAGAGAUGCUAAACAAAAAAGCCAGGAGACAAUUUCUCAGCUCCACAACACUGUUAGUCUGAUCGAGUAUGCCAGAAAGAACAUGAAUAGUGCCAAUCAGAAACUUCUUGGUGCUCAGGAAAAGCUUUAUCAAUCCUGGGUAGAAUGGAAGAAAAAUACAGGUCAAAAUGAUGGUGAUGAAUCGCAUAGUGCUGAGCACAUUGAGUCAAGAACUCUAGCUAUUGCUCAGAGUCUCACUCAGCAGCUUCAGACCACCUGCCUCACACUGGUUUCAAGCAUACAAGGGCUGCCACAGAGUGUGCAGGAUCAGGUUAACAGUGUUCGCUCAAUGGCUGGUGAUGUCUAUGAAAUCUUCCGAUCAGCAUCCUCCUUCCAGGAACUUUCAGACACCUUUCUUACUACUAGCAAAGGACAGCUGAAGAAAAUGAAGGAGUCUCUGGAUGAUGUGAUGGAUUAUCUUGUUAACAACACACCGCUCAACUGGCUGGUAGGUCCCUUUUACCCGCAACUGCCUGGCACUCAGCAUGCUGAGAACGAGGGUGAAGGGGAGAGAAAUUCCAGCCAGGAAGACAAACAGCUUGAACACAAUACUGAGUAAACUGCACAGCAUGUGUGUAUCCUGCAGACUGGCCAAACAAGUGAUGUUUAACAACUGUAGCUGUCAAAAAGCCUUGGAGAAAAAACUUGGAGUUGUGUGAAGAGACACUCCAACAAAUGAGUUGUAAAGCUAUUCUAAAACAAACAUGUGAUUAAGUGCCUGAAAAUUGGCAGCUUACAGUUGUCAGGAUGCCUUGUUUGACUGUAAAGUCAAGAAACCUCACCUUGCUUAUUAAUGGCGCUAAUCAUUUUAUUCUAAAUUAGUUAUAUCACAAAGGCGUUUCAUUUGAUGUUUAAUUUCUUGUCAGAAUAAUCUCAGAAUGGCUUGGGUUGGAAAGGUCUUCAAGCAUCGCCAGGUUGCCAGCCCUUUGCUGCAGGACAGGUUGCCAACUGGUAGAUCAAGCACUGGGUGAAGUUGCCCAGGGUCCCAUCCAGCUUGGCCUUGAAUGCCUCCAGGGAUGGGUCAUCCAUGACCUCUGGACAACCUGUUCCAGGGCCUCACUCACCCUCUCAGUGGAAAAACAUCUCCUGACAUCUGCUCUAAAUAUUCCCUUCUUUAGUUUGAAACCACUCCCUCUUUUUCUAUCACUGUCUACUGGUGUAUUUAAAAAAAAAAAAAAAAAAAAGUUAAAUUCUGUUUAUAAUCCCCCUUUAAGUAUUGGUAGGCCAUAACGAAGUCUCUCCACAGCCCCAAGUCCAGCCUCUUCAGCCUGUCUUAGUGUGAGAGGUGUUCCCACCCUCUGAUCAUCCUUGUUUCCCUCCUCCAGACCCUCUCCAUAAGCCCAGUAUCUUUUCUGUGCUUGUGGCCCCAGACCUGGAUGCAGUACUCCAGAUGGGGCCUCAUAAGGGCGGAGCAGAGGGGGAUGCUCACCUCUCUCACCCAGCUGGCCACCUCCUUUCUGAUGUAGCCCAGGGUACUGUUGGCCUGCAAGUGCAUGCUGUUGGCUCAUGUUAAAUUUUCUCAUCUAACAGGAUCCCUCAAUCCUCAACAGGGCUACUCUCAGAAAGUUCUCCCAGACUGUAUACAUAUCACAGUCUUGUGCGGGUUGGAAGGGACCUUAGAGAUCAUCGAGUCCAACCCCCAGGAUUUGAGAUUGAGCCUCCUGUGUAGCAGAGCGGCACUUCUACCACUUGCGCCACAGGGGGGAUUUGAACCCGGGCCUCCAGUGUUGCAACGUGGCAUUACUACCACUGCGCCACCGGGGUUACUUUGUACUUGAAGUUCACAGAGGCCUGCCUUUAGAGUUUGUCAAGGUCCCUCUGGAUGGCAUGCCUUCCUUCUACCAUUAUCAACUGCACCACACAGCUUGGUGCCACCAGCAAACUUGCUGAGGGUACACUUGAUCCAAUCAUCUGUAUAGUUCAUAGAGAUUUUAAAAAGUACUGGUCCCAAGACAAACCCCUGGGGAACACCACCCAUUGCUGGCCUUCACCUGGAUAGAAAGCCAUUGACCAUAACACUCUAGUUGUGGCCUUCCAACCAAGUCCUUAUCUACCAAAUAGUCCACCCUUCAAAUCCAUAUCUCUCCAAUUUAGAGAUAAGGAUUUGAUGGGAAACCAUGUCAAAAGCCUUGCAGAAGUCCAGUACGUAAUAGCCUUACAUGCUAUGAAAUGCAUUUAAAAGCUUUGCAUUCAAGCUAAGUAUACUUAAAUUCCAUAUUUGCUGCAGAUUAUGCAUUUGAUUAUUAUUUUGUAUCUGACUGUCUUAAAUUAACUGCUACCUAAUUCAUGAAAAUAAGCGCAGAAAUCCAUAGCAGAAAGUGGGGUUUCUGACUGAGUCAGCUGGAGUUAAAUGCUGUGCCAGUGCUCUUACUAACAGUAUAAUUGUAUUACACAGCAACUUGACUAAAUCAUUAUCAAAGUGUAUUUUUCUUAACAUGGUAUAAAGAUGAGAUUCAUGCUGUUUGUACCCAGGUGCCUGCCGUUGUAUGCUUUUUGUUUUGUAGCCAACGUUUUGUAAUCCAUUUUGUACCUUAGUAAUAAAUGCUUUAGCAGCCAAA
This is a messenger RNA of Coturnix japonica (Japanese quail), 3468 nucleotides long. Lineage: Eukaryota; Metazoa; Chordata; Aves; Galliformes; Phasianidae. The record is from RefSeq and is a predicted model, not a curated record.